This is a messenger RNA of Populus euphratica (Euphrates poplar), 644 nucleotides long. RefSeq lists its product as uncharacterized. NCBI's taxonomy places the organism in Eukaryota, Viridiplantae, Streptophyta, Magnoliopsida, Malpighiales, Salicaceae. The transcript is spliced from 4 exons. The record is from RefSeq and is a predicted model, not a curated record. Bases 92 to 547 code for a protein of 151 amino acids.
AAAAUAACAGUCUGCUGGAGAAUCUAAAAAUUGAGAGAGAGAGAGAUUUGCAGAGAUGGCGUUACUCCAGUAAAACCGAUUCGCUCAACAGAUGGAUUACUGUCUUGGCGGUGAGAGCCCGGCAGUUCUGCAGCUCCAUAAAUGGGGUCCCUCUCAGUUCAAUAUGGACUUGUCGGAAUUUCGGGAAGGUUUUAUAUCGCCGACGAGGGAGCUUUUGCUGUUACUGUCUUAUCAAUGUGAAGCCUUGCUCCUUCCUUUAGUUGCCGGGGAAUCUGUAAGCAAUCGUGUUUCAGAACCUUUGAAUGAUGAAAGGCUUCAAUGUCGAUCUUCAGCAGCUUUCAGCUCCGAAUCAUGGACAGAACCUAGUAGCACUAGGAGGCUUCAUUUAGAGAGUUUCUAUUUGUGUCUUGUAGCAAUGGUGUUACAGUGCAUGCUUUCCGUAAGCCUGAUAUUGAUGGCGGAACAACUAAAUCUGCACUUGAGGACGAGUUUGGUCAGGGGAGGUGGGUUGAUUGGGGCCCUUCCUCUGCACCAGCUCAAAAUUUGAAGGAUCGGGGCUCUUCAGGCUUGUGUUCUGAAGGCACAUCUACCGUCGUGGCUGAUAACAGGGCCAAUGGAAAUAGAGGAAGUCUGCAAGACAUAGA